This is a messenger RNA of Cicer arietinum (chickpea), 2187 nucleotides long. RefSeq names its product amidophosphoribosyltransferase, chloroplastic-like. Gene Ontology annotation, molecular function: amidophosphoribosyltransferase activity. Gene Ontology annotation, biological process: purine nucleobase biosynthetic process. Lineage: Eukaryota; Viridiplantae; Streptophyta; Magnoliopsida; Fabales; Fabaceae. The record is from RefSeq and is a predicted model, not a curated record.
AUAUAAUUUAAUGAGAGUAAUGUGUAGUAACGGUUUGCAGAAGAAUGGACAAAUAUAUUGAAGCAAAAUAGAAAACCUAGAAAUUGAUUUUUCAAUCCGUUUUCUUCUUCGGUUUCCCUAACAACAUCAUUUCUCAAUGGCCGCAUCACAAACCCUAUCUUCUUCCCUUUCCAAACCAUCCCCUCUCCCUUUCCCUCUCACCAACGCUCGAUUCUCCUCUAAACCUACUCUCCCUUUCCACCUCUCCGACAUCCCCAAACCACUCUUCACCGUUUCCUCUAAAAACCCUAUUUCCGACAUCAUUCUCUCAAAUCAUAACCAAAACAAAACAUCCCUAUCUCUCUCCGAUGACGACGACGACGACGACAAACCUAGAGAAGAGUGCGGCGUCGUCGGUAUUUACGGCGAUUCUGAAGCUUCCCGUCUUUGCUACUUAGCCCUUCAUGCUCUCCAGCACCGUGGUCAAGAAGGUGCCGGAAUCGUUACUGUUAACGAUAACGUCCUUCAAUCAAUCACUGGCGUUGGUUUAGUUUCCGAUGUGUUCAACGAAUCGAAACUCGAUCAAUUACCUGGAAGUUUAGCUAUUGGCCAUGUUCGUUACUCAACUGCUGGCCAAUCCAUGCUUAAAAAUGUUCAACCUUUCGUUGCUGGGUACCGUUUUGGUUCUGUUGGGGUUGCUCACAAUGGCAAUUUGGUUAAUUACCGAACUUUAAGGGCUAAACUUGAAGAAAAAGGUUCGAUUUUUAAUACUACUUCUGAUACUGAAGUUGUUCUUCAUUUGAUUGCAACUUCAAAGCAUAGACCUUUUAUAUUGAGGAUUGUUGAUGCAUGUGAGAAGCUUGAAGGUGCUUAUUCAAUUGUGUUUGUUACUGAGGAUAAACUUGUUGCUGUUAGGGAUCCUUUUGGUUUUCGACCUUUGGUUAUGGGUAGGAGAAGUAAUGGUGCUGUUGUUUUUGCUUCUGAGACUUGUGCUCUUGAUUUGAUUGAAGCUACUUAUGAGAGGGAAGUGUUCCCUGGUGAAGUUAUUGUGGUUGAUAAAAAUGGGAUUCAAUCACUUUGUCUCAUGUCUCAUCCACAACCAAAGCAAUGUAUCUUUGAGCAUAUUUACUUUGCUUUGCCUAAUUCUGUUGUUUUUGGUAGGUCUGUUUACGAGUCUCGUAGACGUUUCGGGGAGAUACUUGCUACCGAGAGUCCUGUUGAUUGUGAUGUUGUCAUAGCUGUUCCUGACUCUGGUGUUGUUGCAGCACUUGGUUAUGCUGCAAAAGCUGGUGUUCCUUUUCAGCAAGGGCUGAUAAGGUCACACUAUGUAGGAAGGACUUUCAUUGAGCCAUCUCAGAAAAUUAGGGACUUUGGUGUGAAGUUGAAGCUUUCGCCGGUUCGUGCUGUACUUGAAGGUAAAAGGGUUGUGGUUGUUGAUGAUUCAAUUGUGAGAGGAACAACCUCAUCAAAGAUUGUGAGGUUGCUUAAAGAAGCAGGUGCAAAAGAAGUUCACAUGAGAAUUGCAAGUCCUCCAAUUAUAGGGUCAUGUUAUUAUGGUGUGGAUACACCUAGCUCAGAGGAAUUGAUCUCUAAUAGGAUGAGUGUUGAUGAAAUAAACGAGUUUAUUGGAUCAGAUUCACUUGCUUUUCUUCCAUUUAAUAGCUUGCAUAAUAUGUUGGGUACUGACUCACCUAAUUUUUGUUAUGCUUGUUUCUCUGGGAAAUACCCUGUUGAACCAAGAGAGCUUAAGGUUAAAAGGGUUGGUGAUUUUGUUGAUGAUGGAUUGAAUGGAAGUUUGGAACAAAUUGAUGGUGGUUGGGUUCAAGCUAAUAGAAAUCAGAAAGAGGUGAAUGCUGCUACUGGUCUUUGAUCAUUGUUCCUGCUACUUGGGAUUUAUUUUUGUUACUCUUUUAUAAUGUUAAGGGUACCUUUGUGAUCUGGUGUGGUUAAAGAUGGUGUCAAUCGAUCUAACCACAGUGGUAGCUCCAUAUAUCAUUCAGAUUCUGAAGGCUAAUGCUUAAUAGUGAUAAAUUUGGAUAUUUAUAUGGAGUUUUUGUCAUCUAGAACUAAGAUUAGAGUACUAUAAGAACAAUGUUGCAUGUUUUGCUUGUUGUUUCUUUUUUCUUCCCUCCUUUUUUUAUCUUCAAAACAACUUGUAAUCGUACAAUUUUGGAUUAUUUAUAUUUGUGCACGUUUCAUCAUUCUCCA